Molecule: messenger RNA, 1463 nt
Organism: Castor canadensis (American beaver)
Lineage: Eukaryota; Metazoa; Chordata; Mammalia; Rodentia; Castoridae
Source: RefSeq, a predicted model, not a curated record
AAGCUAAGCAACGAGCUGGCAGAGCUGGGAGAACUGGCCCAGGGAAGUGUUACAGGCUGUACACGGAGCGUGCCUACCGAGAUGAAAUGUUGACCACCAAUGUGCCGGAAAUCCAGAGAACCAACUUAGCGAGCACAGUGCUGUCCCUCAAGGCCAUGGGCAUCAAUGACCUGCUCUCCUUUGACUUCAUGGAUGCUCCGCCCAUGGAAACCUUGAUCACAGCCAUGGAGCAGCUGUACACACUGGGGGCUCUGGAUGAUGAGGGCCUGCUCACUCGCCUGGGUCGAAGGAUGGCAGAGUUCCCUCUGGAGCCAAUGCUCUGCAAAAUGCUCAUCAUGUCUGUGCAUUUGGGCUGCAGUGAGGAAAUGCUGACAAUCGUGUCCAUGCUGUCUGUGCAGAAUGUCUUCUACAGGCCCAAGGAUAAGCAAGCCCUUGCAGAUCAGAAGAAGGCUAAAUUCCACCAGACUGAAGGAGACCAUCUCACCCUUCUGGCAGUGUACAACUCGUGGAAGAACAACAAAUUCUCCAACCCAUGGUGCUAUGAAAACUUCAUCCAGGCUCGCUCCCUGCGCCGGGCCCAGGACAUUCGGAAGCAGAUGCUAGGCAUAAUGGAUAGACACAAGCUGGAUGUGGUCUCCUGUGGCAAGUCCACGGUCCGAGUACAGAAGGCCAUAUGCAGUGGGUUCUUCCGUAAUGCUGCCAAGAAAGACCCACAGGAGGGUUACCGGACUCUGAUUGACCAGCAGGUGGUCUAUAUCCACCCUUCCAGUGCUCUUUUCAACAGACAGCCGGAAUGGGUAGUGUACCAUGAGCUGGUGCUGACCACAAAGGAGUAUAUGCGUGAAGUCACCACCAUUGACCCUCGGUGGCUUGUGGAGUUUGCCCCAGCCUUCUUCAAGGUCUCUGACCCAACCAAGCUAAGCAAACAGAAGAAACAGCAGCGUCUUGAACCCCUGUACAACCGCUAUGAAGAGCCGAACGCCUGGAGAAUAUCCCGGGCCUUCCGGCGACGCUGAAAGGCAAGCUUGUCCACUUGCCUGUCCUGCAGCAGUGGCCCAGGGCUUGGACUUCCUCUUACUGAUAAAAAGCUGGUUCUGAACAUACAGCUAUCCUGUGACUGCAUGGCUUAAUUGGACAUUUUCUAAAUGUGACUGUAAGAUAGAAAACAGGAAUUUAAGCCUGCCUCCACUGUAAGUCUUGGGACCAGUGGAGGCUUAUAGAUAACAUGGGAACAAAUUGUAUCAUCUUUAAGAAAGGGGCAGCUUGGGUAUCCCUGGGAUGGGAAAGGGGAGUGAGUGACCAUAUAUAUGACACAGAUGUAGUGAGGGCCCUGAUGCCCUGACUGGAGAAGAGAACCAUAGCACUCAUCUACAGUAUUGGCCCCAUUUUCUGCCCUCUCCCCAGCCUGAACUUCAGCUUAACCACCUGAAAAAUAUUUAUUUUCUCAAGGAAACAAGAAUGGG